UGACUUCUUUUACCAGGUAUUUGUAAGCAUCCACUUGCAGAAUUUAACAUAAGAAACGAGGCAAUAUAGAUCCAUAGGCGCGGAGUGAAACUUGGUGUUGCAGCUGUUGCUCGCAUUGCAUCAGGUUAAAGUUAAACUCUACUGACGUGAACGCGCCAGUAGCCUACUCAUUGCUGUUCCCGUCAUUUAUUAUUCAAUCUCACGCAUGCAUUAAAGCGCACAUGGGUGCAUGCACGCGAAGACUCAGCGGAUUGUAUCAAACCAAUCCUAAUGUGUCAGAUCUGUCCCAGCAACGCUCGCUGACUCCUGACACGCAGCAAUCGACGAUCAUGGCCUCUUAUAUCGGCAAUGAUUUCACAGAGCUGCGCUGUUUCCAUCAUUAAUGUCACGUUAAAAGACCCUCCGGCAUUUAGUUUGUGUCCUCGCGCUGCGUAAAUGAUCAGAAAAACGUACGGAAUCGUUAAAGCUGUUCUGCAGAUGCGCUGUAAGGACUGCGGAUCUUUCUUAAGCCUUUGAUUGCAAAAAAUAGCUGUGCAAUAUUCCAGGCGGUGACUCAGUGGGAAGAGGGCUUUGUAAAGACUGCUUCAAGGUGAUUUUGGAAAGGACUCGAGUCGUCGGGAUUUCUUGUGAGGAUUCAUCAUUUGCGAAUGAUGUGGGGUGGAAGAGAACCAGCUUGGCUCUGGAUUUGGGCCUGUUUACUGGUGACUAAUGUACUAGCUGGAAAAAGCUCUAAUCAGAAUGCAGAUGAGCAGAAAGACAACACCACCGUUUUCACCAGGAUUCUGGACAGCCUCCUCGAUGGCUAUGACAACCGUCUAAGGCCCGGUCUUGGAGAGCGCGUAACAGAAGUCAAGACUGAUAUUUUUGUGACGAGCAUUGGGCCGGUGUCGGACCAUGACAUGGAGUACACCAUAGAUGUGUUCUUCAGACAGAGCUGGAAGGAUGAGAGGUUAAAGUUCAAAGGUCCCAUGGCUGUGCUUCGUCUUAACAACCUGAUGGCCAGCAAAAUAUGGACCCCCGACACAUUUUUUCACAACGGCAAGAAGUCAGUGGCCCAUAAUAUGACUAUGCCCAACAAACUCCUGCGGAUCACAGAAGAGGGCACUCUGCUCUACACCAUGAGGCUUACAGUCAGAGCUGAAUGCCCCAUGCACUUAGAGGACUUCCCGAUGGACGCCCAUGCUUGCCCUCUCAAAUUUGGCAGCUAUGCCUACACAAGGGCUGAAGUGGUGUACGUGUGGACACGAGGGGCAGCGCAGUCUGUGGUGGUGGCUGAUGAUGGCUCCCGACUCAACCAGUAUGAUUUGAUGGGACAGACUGUAGACUCGGGUGUGGUGCUGUCCAGUACUGGAGAGUAUGUUGUCAUGACAACACAUUUCCACCUCAAGAGGAAGAUCGGAUACUUCGUCAUCCAGACGUAUUUGCCAUGCAUUAUGACAGUCAUUCUCUCCCAGGUGUCCUUCUGGCUAAACAGAGAAUCUGUCCCUGCCAGAACUGUGUUUGGAGUGACCACUGUUCUGACCAUGACAACCCUGAGUAUCAGCGCUAGAAAUUCUCUCCCAAAAGUGGCCUAUGCUACAGCCAUGGACUGGUUCAUUGCCGUAUGCUACGCCUUUGUCUUCUCGGCUCUCAUUGAGUUUGCCACGGUAAACUACUUCACAAAGAGGGGUUACGCCUGGGAUGGAAAAAGUGUUGUGCCAGAAAAGCAAAAGAAGAAGAAGGAGUCUUUAUUGAAGAAGAACAACACUUACACCGCUGCAACGGCCACAUCUUUUGCUCCUAACAUUGCCAGAGACCCUGGUUUGGCAACUAUUGCUAAAAGUGCCCCCCCUCCCCCAACCGAACCCAAGGAAGAGCCCAAACCCAAGCCACCUGAGGCCAAGAAGACCUUCAACAGCGUGAGCAAGAUUGAUAGGAUUGCCAGAAUAGCCUUUCCACUGCUCUUCGGAACCUUUAACCUGGUGUACUGGGCGACUUACUUGAAUAAAAAGCCCAAAAUACAGGGUGCCCUACAACCCCACUAAUUCUAUAUCAUUUUCUUUGUUUUAUUUCAUUUGUUUCUGCUGUCUUUACAGUUACAAAAAAGUAAAAGGAAACUAUUUGUCUCAAAUUUGUUUCAAUGAUAGUCAAGCUCCCAUUCUGAAAUUGUGUCAACAUAUGUAACAUAUCUUCCUAAAUGAAAAAGAGGGGGUCUGCGUUAUAACCAUUGUAUUGAAAGGGAACUCUUACUAUAUAAUAUACACACAGACACAACACAGUAUAUAAUACUUGAGAAAAUGCACAUUCAAAUUGUUAAUGUUUACCUAUACCCAUGUCAUUCUAAACCUGUAUAUUGUAUUUUCUUGAAACACAUGAUCGCAUUUACUUUGUUUUGUAGUGAACACUUCUUAUCUUCAAGUCGACAAAAAAUUGCCUUUGUAAUCUAUCGUAACUCAUGGAAGUCCAAAGUGGAUGAAAAAUAUAAAGCAGCAUUAAAGUUGUGACUUCAUUGUAUUAGAAAUCCUUUGGGAGCUUGACAUCAUUAGUAGUCACACUGAACUGUCGUUGUAUAAAAAGAGCUGCAAACAGACUUCUCACCAAACUGCACUCAUGCUUCACAGAAAAAUAACAGCAUAUGGCUUUGGAAUGACAUGAAGGUAGAUGACUGAACUAUUUCUUUCAUUUGUUGCUCUUAACAUCAAAACGAAGAUUUUGCGAUAUAUGAGUUCAUGUAUUCGACUCGUUCGGUUUGCAUGGGGAAGCUUAUCCGUUUCUGUACCCUAUCAACAGCUUGAUUUGAAACGAUGCUACCUACAAUCACAGUCAGAUUGUGUUUUCUUUGUUCUGGAUAUUAUUUUAUCCUUUAUUCUUAUAUAGGAUUCCAUUAACAGCAAUAAAGCGUCUUGGUGGGGUAAAAGAAUCAUUUACUCAUGAAUAUAAAAAAUGUAGAGAAAUUCAUAGACUAUUGUGUAUAUCAUAAAGCAUAGUAUUUAUUUAGUUUUUAUGUAAAUAUAUCAAGUGUUAGAGAUGUCAGUAUAAUUUUGAGCUUUGCUAAUUGUAACUACAAGGCACAAACUCAGUGCUUAACACACACAUACACACACAGAGAAAGAGAGAGACGGUUGUGUUUCAAAGUUGUGCAACACAUGAAGGAAAUUCGGGUAUAUACUGUAAAUGAUCUCUUAAUCCACUAGACAUUAGUUUUGGAUUUACCUUUUGAUGAUUAAGUGUGUGCAAAUAUACGUAAAUAAAAACCAUGUUUGUACAUUUGCACACACGACACAUUUUGAGGAUGGACUGCAGUAGACACUUAGAAAGAAUGUAAACUAUUGUCUUGAUGUUGGAAUGCGAUUUUAUAUUUAGCAUUAAAUUCUUCUUUAUUCUGUAUGUUGGUUAAUGGUUUUUGUGACAGACUUUAUGGUUGGUGCACACACGAUAUGAAGAGUUCUGAAACUAUGUUUUAUGUGAUGCUAGCGUCACAUUCGAUUGAGAGUUAAAGAAGGUCAAGAGUGCCUUGUCUAUACAGUAUUUGCAAAUUGAAAAGGUACCUACAGUAUAAGGCGCUCUUAUCUCAGAUCCUUGUUCGCUGGGUUUAUCAUCAUUCAAAAACAUCACUCGGAAAGUAUCAGCUACACUGCCUUUUGUCUCACAUGCCAUUAGAAAGUAAACAUAUUUCAUUGCAGACCAAUCUGUCACUGCUUGUUGAUAAAAACGUGUCCGAAUAUUAGCCAGGUAGGCGAAUACACUGUUCUUCACACAUACGUCUUGUAGUGCUAUAACAAUGCCAAAUUUCUUUGUUUGUGGCAUGAUGUCAGUCGCUCUAUAAGCACCUAUUGAAAAGAAACCAAACUUGUAAAGUAUACCUGUCUAUUUUUGAGUGAUAAGAAGUUGAGGGACUUUAACAUACCAUACAUUACUUUGAUGUAGCAAUAUAGAUUAGUAAGGGCUUUUGUGAUCGAAACGAUAAGAGGCAUGACAUUUUGGUGAACUUCAAUUAUUAUUUUGCCUAAAACAUAUGAAGCUUUUGUUCUUUCCAUGUUUUAGCCAAUUUGUUCGGUUUCCACUGUGUUUACACAGCUCAGUAGUUUUUUUCUUUUUAAAGUUAACACAAAAUUGGGAUAUGUCAUUGGAUGUUUCUGGCACAUCAUCCCAUGUAUACGAUACAGAUAAAUGUUUGAUAACACAAUUUUAUUUGAAUCUUUGAUCAUAACAAAGACCUAUUUUGGAUAGUGUUGGGUUUGUGUUGACUGAUGACUGAUUAGUAACAGUACAGUAUGCAAAUACCCAUUAAUGGGUUCUUUUGGAGCCAGACUUUAGUGAAGGCAGUACAGUUACAGAUAUAUUAUGAUUUCAACUCAAGAAAGAGAGAGGGUCAGAGAGAGAGAAAAUAUACUGCAUUUAUAUUUUAAAUUCUUUUUUUAAAAGACGAAACUAUUCAUUUGUACCUCUUGUUAUGCAUUUUGCACACUAAAGGCAUAUUUGACAUUUAUGUAGUCAGCUUUGUGCUAUGCAAGAAUAGCUUUGACACAUUAUUUUGCCUGUCAUUUCCACUGUAACAUUUUAAAAAUAUUGUAGAAAGAUGGUCAACUUUGCACCUUACUUGGGGUCUUUUUGCCGUUGAAAAAAAAUAUAUAAAUGUGUUUCUGCAAGAUUGGUGGUAUAGAUAUGACAUAAUCCAUUUAAGUGACAUGGCAUUAUGGCAAUAAAAUAAAGACUGAUACAAAUAAUAAUUUAAUUAUUAUUCUAUUAUAACUUAUAGCUCUUUUGUUUUCCACAAUAUUCUAAUUGAAUGAAUAAUAUUUUAUAUGCAUCUAAUAUUUUAAUCAUCUAUGUUAUCAGUAAAGCAUUUAGAAUUAAUAUUUUUAUUUUUAUGGCAGAUUAUAGCACUUCAUAUGCAUACCAGAUUAUGAUAGUGAAUUAACUUUAAGAUUUUCUAUACAUUAAACAAAACAUGAAAUGAUUAAUGAAUGCUUGGAAAAAUUUCAGUGAACUAACUCAUCUUAAAGGAGGAAUAUGUGUGAAGAUAUGACAGACACAAAUAGAAACGGAGGUAAAAUAUGAUUUAUGCUGUUUUGUACACUAGGAAAUGGCUAUCGUCUUUGUAAAUGUUUGCUUUCUUAAUGUUAUGGCCCUGUAGAAUUUGAUUCUUUUCAUUAGUCAUCAAAUAAAAGGAAAUUGAAUAAUGUCAAAUUA
Molecule: messenger RNA, 5172 nt
Organism: Paramisgurnus dabryanus
Lineage: Eukaryota; Metazoa; Chordata; Actinopteri; Cypriniformes; Cobitidae
Gene: gabra1
Product: gamma-aminobutyric acid type A receptor subunit alpha1
Biological process (GO): gamma-aminobutyric acid signaling pathway; monoatomic ion transmembrane transport; chloride transport
Cellular component (GO): membrane
Molecular function (GO): GABA-A receptor activity; extracellular ligand-gated monoatomic ion channel activity
Source: RefSeq, a predicted model, not a curated record